This is a messenger RNA of Psylliodes chrysocephalus, 5830 nucleotides long. NCBI's taxonomy places the organism in Eukaryota, Metazoa, Arthropoda, Insecta, Coleoptera, Chrysomelidae. The record is from the annotation of a GenBank genome assembly.
CCUAAACGCCAACACUGACACCCGUCGGCCAAUAGCGCCGCGUUACCGUCAUUAACACAGCCAAGUGUUGCCUAUGUGGGGCUCGCUCUAUAGUUCUCUACUGUCUUCUCGUCGGGCUGGAGGUGUUACGAUUCACACUCACUGUUAACCCUUAUUUUCACAAAGAUAACAAAAUUCGUCGCGGAAAUUCAACCCGAAUCAGUGCGUGGACUACAAACAAAAAUUUAGUGAAGUGAUUUUUUUAGUGAUAAUAAAUAAACAAAAAAAAAAACAAUGAUUCAGUGCGAGUUAUAAACUUUUUUUUUUUUCGAAAGAUAAUGCUAGAAAAAACGACGCAACUACGUUUUUUAUGAUUUAUUUUGAGCGGUGGAUGAAUCUUAGCGAUUCUGCCGCGUUAAAUUCAAACAAAUGCGUUUCGAAACAGGAAUAGACUCUGUGCUAGACUCGUCAAAGUCAAAAAGUACUAUGGCCUAUCAUCCCUUCUUGCAGCUGCCCAGACAAACAGACUUUAGUGUAUCCUCGCUGCUGACGGCCGCCAACAAUAAUUCCGGCAACUCCACGUCGCCAGCUGGGCCGGGAUUUUUUCCGUCGGCAGCGUUGGCGGCCUUCGGGGCCCAGCAGAAUCACGGAUGCUAUCCGGGGACGCUUAUACCAAAAAUCAACCACCCCCAUCCGCACCAUGCGUUGACAGGGCAUCCUUAUACCACCGCCGAAGACGUUGUUUUGGCCGCCGUCGCCGCUCAUAAUCAUCAUCCUGCGAUGGUGCGGCCUUUGAGGGCUAUCCAGCCCGAAGAAGACGGUGUAGUGGACGAUCCUAAAGUUACUCUGGAAGGAAAAGACUUGUGGGAGAAGUUUCAUAAGUUGGGGACUGAAAUGGUGAUAACUAAAAGUGGCAGGCAAAUGUUUCCCCAAAUGAAGUUUCGAGUUUCAGGUUUAGACCUGAAAGCGAAAUACAUUCUCCUGUUGGACAUUGUGGCGGCAGACGACUACCGAUACAAAUUCCACAACAGCAGGUGGAUGGUGGCAGGAAAGGCCGAUCCAGAAAUGCCAAAAAGGAUGUACAUUCAUCCAGACAGUCCUUCAACGGGAGAACAAUGGAUGCAGAAAGUAGUUUCAUUUCACAAAUUAAAGUUAACAAACAACAUCUCCGACAAGCAUGGAUUCUUGAAAGACAAAGCUGUAGAACUUCUGACGAUAUUGAACUCGAUGCACAAAUACCAACCCAGGUUUCACUUAGUUAGGGCUAAUGACAUUCUAAAACUUCCUUAUUCGACGUUUCGAACGUACGUCUUCAAGGAAACCGAAUUUAUAGCAGUCACAGCAUACCAAAAUGAAAAGAUAACUCAAUUGAAAAUUGACAAUAACCCCUUCGCCAAAGGAUUUCGAGAUACGGGUGCAGGAAAGAGGGAGAAAAAGCAAGCAAUGUUGGCGCAAAGGCAUACAGACGAUAAAACGACGCAUCCUUUACCAGCUCGAAUGUCUGCAGAUAGUAGUACCGUCUCGAAAACUGACGAUUCCGAAUUGGACGUAGUCGGUACUGCUGACAGUCCUCGGCCGUCAUUGCAUUCAUCUACACCCGCAGCUUCUUUAAACCAAUCAGGUACAGAAGACGAUUCAAUACGAAGACGGCUCCAUGAAGACUCCGGUUCUGAAAGUAGUUGUUCAGAAUCACCAGGCAGUACUGCGUUUCGACCUCGGCCUUCAUCGUCACCCAAAGAAUCCUCAGCGGGUCCAUCGAAUCCGUCAGGUGAAUACCCUUCGCCAAACAUAAGCGUCGGUCCUCCUAUACACCCUCCACCGCAUUUACUACCCUACCUCUAUCCUCCGGGAAUGUAUCCCGGAGCAGGACACUCUCCAUUUGGACCACCUUUGAGCCUGUUUACGGGUGCUCAUAAUCCAGGAAUGAACCCUAGUUUACUGUUUAAUGCACAGUUAGCAUUAGCUGCUCAACACCCUGCUCUUUUUUCUCAUUAUCAAAAUUUAACGCACCCCAAUCACCACGGGCACCACCUGUCGCCUACUUCUCCAAUUCACAAUCACCUUAAAGGUGGUCACAGAUUCGCGCCUUACACUCUACCAAAUUCAACAACUGGAGUUAGUUCCUCGCCGUUAGGCAGUGCUUUCGAGACCGUCACCCCAAGUUCGCAUACGAGGAGUUUAAGCAAUUCUCCCUCUGGGAAACUAAGGGGGAGCUCGCUUUCUCCUCCUUUAAGGCCAAAUACGACUUCUCCUAAACCUGAAACUGCGGGAUCCCCUAGCGAUUUGAAGAGCAUAGAAAAAAUGGUCAACGGAUUAGAUGUCAAACAUGAAGAAAACGAAAAGUAGGAAUUUUUUAAAUGAGAGCCAUAAUGAUUUGUUUUUUUAACCGUACUGUAGAUGUAAACUUUGGUCAUUUUCUCUGGGUAUGGUUCCUGGAUCUAUAAAAUAUGUCUCAAAUUUUGGCUGAGUUAUUAAUUCUUCUUACAUGACACAGUUUGGAGCAAAAAAUAAAUUUUGUUAAAGUGCUGUCACAAAAUAAGUUUUUCAUACUUUUUCACUAUGCAGCCAAUCAAUUUCAGUUAACAAAAUUCAAAAUAAUACAGCUCAAAUUUAAGACAUCUGAUUUCGUAUUUGAAGGUACUGCACCCAACCCAUAUGGCUACUAUCGGUUUUAGUGCCAAAUACAUUAAGUUAACUAACUUUUAAAUUCCUAAUAACUACUUAUACCAAUUUUUAAUUUUUAUUAUUAGAUAUUUCAAUACCACGUGUGCAAUAAGGAAGUUACUUUACUGAAACUGGUAGUACCUUCAUAUAUAAUACAUAAAAUAGAUUAUGGAACAUACUUUCAAUUGAACCGUUAUUAUUAAGGCAGUCGUAAACAUAGUCGACCUGUGAUAGACCCUUGUGGAACUCAAUUUUUUGCACUGUUGCUAAAUAGCGCUUCAAUUGGUAAGAUUUGAAACAUGGGAUGUUUUCUAAUAGGCCUGUUUUUUACUGAUCACCGAUUUUUACAUUUUUAAAAAUUUUAUUUCCAAUUUUAAAAGUCUAGUUAGAUAUGUAUUCUUAUACAAAUUAAUUAUACAGGCUGGUAUAGUUUAUAUCGUCACAAUUUUACCAGACGAUAGUUUAUCGAAACAUAAAGAUAGUUUGUCCGUUAAAACAUUUUGGUUCUUUUUCAAUGUACAGGGUCAAAGGUUUUUUGACAGUUUUUUAUUAAUAUUUAAAAAUAGAUAUGACCCAUUUUAAUGAAAUUUUCAAUCUUUCGGACUUUUUAAAGUUGAUACAGCAAUUCCAGGGACGUCGUCACGGGGCACUUCGAAUAGUUCUCGGCACAAAAAAUAUCGCCCAGUAGAUUUUUGAAUGGCAUAAUUUAAAAAAAAAAGUUUUUUAUCUUACAUUUUUUCAUAUCUUACUUUGCUCUCAAGAAAAAAUAAAAAUUAACAACAAAAUUUUGCACAUUUCUGCAUACUUGAACCCUAUACAUCAAAAAGAAAGCAUAAUUGGAUCAUAGUUUAUUGGACACACUAAUUUUAUUUAUCGAUAAACUAUCAGCUGAUGAAAUCCUAAUGGUAUAAAUUGGACCACCCUAUAUAUCACAAAGAUUUCCAAAAAAGUUUUUACUAAAGCUCAAAGAUUGAGACUGAUAAUUUGGAAAAAAGAAACAGGCUUAUUAAAUUGUAACGUUCUGUACGUAUAUGGGAAGUUUUUGCAAUAUAAAAAAAGCUCAUGGAGGAUGUUUCCUAAUAGAUGAAUUAAAAAUUGGCAGUUUUCAAUAUACGAUAGAUUGAUAAGUUUUUUAUUUGCUUCAAUGGAUUUAACCAUUUUGACCUAAAAACAUGAGAGAGUUAAAGAUGGUCACUUUAACGUAAAAAAGUGCUUUUUCUACAAGCUUAUCGAGUACAAAUUACAUUAUACGUGUAUUUUGUAUAAAAAAAUAGUAAUUCAGGCAAUUUUUAGUUUAUUUCUUAUUGGUGCUGCUAUUUUUAGUUUUUAUUUUUGGGCACUAAAAGUUAUAAUCUUUAUAGACAAGUAUGGGGCUCUGAUUUUACUUAGACUAAGAAAAAUUUAUUUUUGUAGUAAAAAUAUGCCAAUAAAUAUCAUAAAUAUAAUUGUAUUACUACUCGUACAUCUCCUAUUUUGGUAUAAUUUGUGGCGAAGGACUACGUCAUUUCUUCCAAUUUGAUUUGGAUAAAUAUUAAAAAAGUUUGGUUUUAUUCCUUACAAUUUUUUUUUAAGUACAUUAAACAAUUUAAGAAAAAAUUAUAUAUGUAACUGGUUCCACUAAAAAUCGAACAUUUUAAAGAAAUGUUGACUCAAAUGGAGGCAACGAAUCGAUGCCGUUCUCCAAAAUUGGAGUGAGGGCAACUUUAAGUAGAGAGGACCAAAUUAAUGGGGGGGUAUCAAAAUUGAGGGGAGUAAGUUCAGGAGGGAUUAAGUUGAGGGGGAAAAUAAUGGCGUGCCAAAUUGAAAGCAGACAAAAAUUUGGAGUGAGGGGGCAAAAUAAAAAUUGUGGGGGAGAAUCCUCCAUAAUUGGAACCACCGUUUAUUUCAUCUACAUUAUUAUAGAACAGUUUUCCGCCGAGGCGUAGACGAGGUUUAUUAUUUCUGCUUGCGGCCUUACAACAUUAUUUUCACUGUAGACUAUAUUUUUUCUACGGCUUCGCUUGUCAUUUACUAAAAUUAAAUGAACAAUAAUCCGAAUAAAUGCUUUUUAUUUUGAAUAUAAUAUUCUAAAUUACAUUUUUCAUUAAACUAAUAUAAUUAUUCUGCCGAAUUAAACCGAAAUAAUAAAUAAGUUAAAUGAGUAAAAUUUGAGUCCGUACUUUGACCCUAAAGUCGAUUUAAUUUUGCUAAUAAGCUCUUAAUUUAUUUCAUUUUUUUUUAUGAUUUUUAGUGCCAUUUAUAGUGAUUUUUUAGACUGUAUCCAUAAUGAAAUCAUACGAAAAUAUAUAGUUUGUUCCUCUUUAAGUAUAAAAAUUUGUAUAUAUUCCUUGUAAACAGUAAACAUUGUAUAUAUUUGUUUUCUUUUUUUUUGUGUAAAUUGUAUAUUACUUAUUGUAUAUGAAUAUUAGAAAUCUAAAAAAAGAAUAAAUUGUUCAUUAUUCCUUUAGAAAAUUUUGUUAAUACUUUUUCAAAUAAUUCCAAACUCAAAUGUGACCAAGAUGUAAAACAAAGAAAACAAAUAAUAAAAUCUUAAAACCAUGAACAAACUAUUAAGAGCGGCUGUUUCCCUCUGGAAAACAACUACUUUUUCUGCUAAUACCAUGACAGGCAUUGGAUAUAAUCAAAUACCUGUUGUGUUAUUAGCCAAAGGAGUAGUUGUUUUCCGAAUGGCUUUGAGAUUUUAUUGCUUUUUCUUUUUUGUAAAACCAUAAAAGUUCAAAAUCAGUCACUUUUUCCUAUUAUCUCUCAAUACGUCAAGAAGUCAUUUAUCUGAGAUAUCUGACAGUUAAUAGUGAAAAUUGACUGAUAAAUGUCAUUAAAACUUAAUGUAUAUUUAAAAACAAACAGUUUGUAUCAUUCGUAUUUAGAUUGUUUUUAUUUUGCAGAUGAAAAAUUUUGUUAAGGGUUCACAUUUUAGCUCACUAAAAACGUAAAACUGGUGAUUUUUGCAAUUUUUAAAGCAAUUUAGUAGCAAAAUUUUGAUUGUACAUACCUUUAAAAAAGCGGAAAUGUUUUCUGUAUAAAUGCUUUUUUGUUAAAUUUGCUUGGUACCAGUAGAUAUACGAUUGUUUUAUUUAUUAUUUAUGAAUUUAUUUCGCGUGCUGGUACCAUCCAAAGCAUAAUAUUCAGAGUAGAAAAUGUGAAGUGUCUUGUGUACAUGUCGUUUAAUUUAAGAAUUAAAAUAUUC